This is a messenger RNA of Stegodyphus dumicola, 1549 nucleotides long. RefSeq lists its product as uncharacterized. Gene Ontology annotation, cellular component: mitochondrion. Gene Ontology annotation, molecular function: protein binding. Lineage: Eukaryota; Metazoa; Arthropoda; Arachnida; Araneae; Eresidae. The record is from RefSeq and is a predicted model, not a curated record.
UCAAAAAGCACAAAACAGUGCAAUGUGUUUAUGUAGAGUGAGAUAUUUGAAGUAUACAAUGAAUUAAAGAUUCUAAAAGUUUAAUUAUUAAUUUUGAAAUGGCUUUUGUAUGCAGGCUAAAUCGGAACCUUUUCUGUAACUUUUAUAGAAUACAAUAUACUGCAAGAAGAACCAUAUUAUCUGAAGCUUAUUUGUGUGAAGAUGCAUGGCAGAAAAGAUUGGAAGAUCCAUUGUUAAAAAACAUAAAUUUAGAUCAAUACUUUGUUGAAACAGACAGAAAAUUUGGAAGUAAGCGACUUGCGAGUGGCGUGGAUAUUGAUAUAUUUGCAAAUUGUGUUCAAAGUGAAUCUGAACUUGAUGAAUUAGAACAUUUACUUUACAGGUUUCGUAGGACAAAACGAGCUGUAGAAAUAAUGGAUUCUACAAUAUAUGCUACUAUAAGAAUUUAUUUGAAAUUUAAGCAAUAUGAAACAUUGCUUAAAAUUUUGGAGGAUCGGGAAAAUUAUGGCAUUUUCCCUGAUUUUUUUUCAUAUAAUGUAUUAAUGGAUACUUUUUUGAAGGAAAAGCUUUACAAAGAAGCUGCUCAUACUGCUGUUCUCAUGAUGCUACAAGAAGACUUCAAAAACAAAAUAAGUUGUGUACUUGCACUGUAUUCUUGUCAGAUGUAUCUCAAUGAAUGCUCACUUGAUUCAUGGUAUCCUCCAAAAGAACAACAGGAGGAAGCAGUAGAAAAUGAAGAUGAAGAGGAAGUGACUUUAGUGCGUGUCCCAUUUAUUAGGGAGCCUUGGUUUGAUGACCAUUUUGAUAUAACUAAUCCAAAGCAUUUGAUUGGAAAAACUUUCUACUUAGUUGGUCGAGAAAUGAAUGAUCCUCUGGCUCGAACGUAUCAGUUGUUAGGUCUAGCAAUGUAUGAAAAAUGGGAUAAAGCUGCCAGUUUAUUGAAGGCAUUAGAAAACACUAGAGAAUCACCUGCUUUACUAAGUGAAGGAAUUGAGAAAGUUAAGGCAGAAAUUGAUUCCAUUCCUGCUGAUGAAGAACAAACAAAAGAAACUAAAGAAAAAUUGUCUAAUCAGUUUGAAUCAACCUUCCAGACACUGAAGCAAGAAGGCAAAAUUUUAACAAGUGAUCUUAUGACAGCACUUAAUUUAAAAAUUGAAGAAAUCAAAAGUUUAGAGAAUGAAGACAUUCAAAUGCAGAAAAGGUUAUUCGAUGAAUGGAGAAAUUUACGUAAGCAGCGUCUUGAUGAACAAAAGAAAGACCUGGAUAAAGAAAGGAGGUUAAAGAUUAUUGAAGAGAAGAAAGAAUAUUUAUAUUGGAAAGAAAAAUUGUUGUUCUUCUUUGAAAAUGAAAAUAAAAUUUUGGAAGAAGUUAGAAAGAUAGAAGAAAUGUCAAAUAAGCUGAAGGCUAAAAUUCCUGCUGAAGAUGCCUAUGAACCCCCUGAAAUAGUAAAGAAACCUGUAGAAAGACUGUCUAAAUACAAAAAAUUAAUACGUGUUAAAAAAUUGUAAUAUAAUUUUAGGAAAUAAAGAUUUUAAUACUAAAAUAAAAA